AGAUGCCAGAAGCAAUUUCCUCUUGAAGCUGACUUCCUUUCUGGAAAUGAUUUUCGUCUCCAACCAUGUUGAGGCUCUUUUCGUGUUCUUUCAUUCUGAUUAACUUGUUUUUUUCCCCUCUGACUUCCCACUGCAGUUGAGAACUUCUGGAGCGAGAGCGACAGAUCUUGCUGCUCCCCCCACCUUUUCCUGCGAUUUAAUCAUUUGCAGAUCUUGCCAUGGGGUGCGGACUGAGAAAGCUGGAAGACCCAGAUGAUAGCAGCCCUGGAAAAAUCUUUUCUACAUUGAAGAGACCACAAGUUGAAACAAAGACAGAUUCUGCUUAUGAAUACGUAUUGCUGGAUUUUACGUUGGAAGCUUCCUCAAAUCCAGAAGUUAUCAAGAUCAGUUCUGUGUUGGAUAUAGCAUCUAAGGUGGAAGAAUAUUACAGCAAAGGAUAUGUCGUAGGAGCUGUUCAUCCUAUUCUACUGCCAGUUGGAUGUAGAAGGAAUUUCCCUGCAAGUCACAUGUAUCGAGUGGUACUUUCACGAUUAAAAUUAAGCCAGAAGCAUGCAGCACCCAGAGGACAAAGGCACCCCAGGCUGGUGAUUGAGGAAUGUCCUUUAAUGUAUGAAACACUGACAAAUGAGGUAGUGAAAGAACUGUUAGAAAAGGUUAACGAAGCUGCUAAAAGAGGAAAGAAGUUUGUGGGAUUUCUAACCCAACAUUUUCCUCAACCUAAAGCCUGUAAUGGAACAAGCACAGAUGGAAAUGCAGAGCUGGAAUCCACACUGGGCAGAAGAAAUAGGGAACAUGGAAGAAAAAAUUCUGAUGAAAACUAUAGAAACUGGAAUGAAGGGACCUUGAGUGGUCAGUCAUCUGAGAGUGGGAUAGAGGAAGAACUGCAAGGCGAAAGCAGUCUGUUACAAGAUGCAGAUUUCCAGUUUGGAAAAGAAGUCAGCCCUGUUAAACCACGAAAAGGAGACGACAAGCUGUAUACAGUCUUCAAUGUUUUUGAUGAUGAUUCUACCUGCUGGAACUAUCAUGAAGGUGUUUUGUCUGUGAAAGUAACAAGAAAGGGGCCAGUUAUUAGUACACUGGAAGCAGACUGGCUAGAAUUAACCACAUUUUACUACAAACAAGGAUUGUCCUUAAUUGAGUCUUUUGUACACUGGGAAACUUCUAAAGGGGACUAUUUGCCCAAAUCUUUAGAAGGAUUAUUUAUCUAUGAAGAAGAAGGUGCUGGGGUUCCAGGUUCUAACAGGAAAGGAAAUGAUGCCAUAGUUGUUGAACAAUGGACAGUCAUUGAGGGGUGUGAAAUUAAAACAGAUUAUGGACCUUUAUUGCACACGCUGGCUGAGUUUGGAUGGCUCCUCACCUGUGUCCUGCCUACACCUAUCAUACGACAUGACAGUGAAGGAAAUCUGGCCACAAAGCAAGUAGUUUUUCUUCAGAGACCUGUUAUGUGCAGUUCUGCCGUCCAGACACCAGAGAGGAAAUCCUUAAGACAAGUUACUGGGGAGGAAAAAAGCAAAGUCUGCAGCAGAAGUGUUGGAUUAGACACAGCUACCUCUUGCCCUGUAGAAACUGGACAACCAUCUGAUGAGUUUCACCUCGCUCCUUCUAAACAAUGUUGGAUCAAGGAGGGAUCCUCCCAGUAUGGAGGCUUUCCAGGAUUCAGUAGCAGUGAUGGAGUAUUAAGGGAACUGGAUGAUGGACAAUUUGAUCAGGAAGAUGGAGUCACUCAGGUCACAUGUAUGUGAUAACGUAAGUAACUGUAUCAGAUGGACAUGUACAUAAUUCACUUUAAAAAAAUCAAAAACAACAAAAAAAUCCCAACCCAACAUACUACUUCAAAUGCAUUGGUAUAAUCCUAUUACUUUUCCCAGACUCCUUUUGGGUUUUUGUCUGUUUCUUUGUUGUGUUAAUCCUACUGUAGUAAUAAUACUACUGCAAAAUAAUUUGGUUUUCUGUCUCUCUUUAAUAGAGUAACUACAUGACUGGGUGCUCUGCUAACUUGUUAAUGCUUUUGACAAGCAAGGAAGCAAAUGCUGCAAAACAGUGACAGUUUGAAUUGUGUGAGAGAGAAAAGAAAGAGGAUGUGUUUAGUAUAUUCCACAAGCUGGAGGAGUGUUGUAUUUGGUUUUUUAAGGGUGUUGUAAAUACUGGUGGGGAAAAUGAACUGUCUGGUUGUUGUUAAGUUUUAAUGUAUCUUUCACUUUACUUGCCUUGCAUGAGUUCAAAAGCCUAAAGAAAUUAAGUCUUACGCUAGAGUGUUUAGGCUGCGUUCAGACUUGGCACAUACAGAAAACCUUGGAGGCUGUAGGCAGACACUUACUCCUGUAAUAUAACUUCACGUAUGCAGGUUUUACCGGCGUUCCUUGUACAUCUAAGCCAAAAGCUAUCUGAGGAUAUAGCUUGUCUAAUGAUGUAUUCAUAAUUUACUUACAAGUGGAAAUUAAGAACCACCCACCCCCUGAAAGAUAACUUGCAGUUUCUGAAAAAGUAGUUUGAGAAGCUCACUAAAGCAGCAUUGACAGCAGCGUGCACAGUGAUGCUGAUAAUGCAGAGGAGGAGGAAGGAGGCUAAACUUACUAGGCAAUAUUAGAUCAUAGACUAUACACAAAUAUGCUGAUAUAUAUAUAAAAAAUUUAUCAGCUGAAUGUAUGUCACACUGGGUGAGGUGUAUUCACAUGCAUCAAACACCAGAAGGAAUGUUCAGAGGACGAAGUUGCUGUGUUUCCAUCCUCACCGUGGGGAGGAGCUCCUUGCGUUAAGGGAGGUAGACACUGGCGGGGCUCUGUGGGCAGAGGCAUGAACAGGAAUUAUUUUUACGCUGCUGUCUUGAAAUUGCAUUUUACAGAGGAGUUGAAUAAAAAUGCAUCUCCAGAAGGUAAAUGUGAUGAUAACUAAAAACUCCAUCUUUCAGUUAGUUUUGGAAGCAAAAGAUGGAAAAUAGUUUGGUCAAAAUGAGCAGUCGGAACAGAACUGAGCAGAUGUAUUCACAACACUUCUCUCGGUGUUUGCAGUACGGCACGUGCAUCACCCAGGGAUUUUGGUGCCUGUGUGUGUGUGCUUUACAUUUACCCCACUCCCCUGGUGGGGUAUCCCACCAGAUGCCGUGGGAGCCUCCUUGUCCACAGUGGCAGCUGCUGGCACUAAAGGCAGUGGGCAAAUUAGUGCAGUGACAGGAAUGCCGGUAACGUGACUGCAAACAAGCACCCCAGGAGAUGACCAGGACAGUGGAAGUCAGACUGUGAUCUUGGUGGCAGGGAGCUGUGCAGAAAGAAGGCUGGCAAAAGCUGCUUAUUUCAGUAGCCAAAAAGUAACUUAUGAAAGGAAAAAAAGAGUUACACUUGCUAGGAUAAGCAAAAGUAGUACAAAGCCUUAGUGGUAUUUCAGUUUAUUUUUACAAGGCAGGGGAAACCCUUUCUACUUGCAUGGGUGUCAUAGUGGGAGCUUGAAACGAUUAUUGCUUUGGAGCUGCAUCCCAGUUUCAUUAUGAAAUUGUAGGCAGGCUUGUUUGUUUUUUUCACUUUGGAAGAGCAACUCUAACAACUGUUUGUGGCAGGUUUGGAGUUGCUUUUUUUAAAAAAAAUCAUCUAUAGCCCUGGAGCUGGAAACAUUCUUUCGGCUUGGUUUUCCUAUUGCACAUUUUGAAAAGGGCAGCUUCCAUUUUCUCAUUUGAAUUUCUUAAGAAAAAUGCUGGCAGCCUGGCAGGAUAGUUCCGCAUUGUGACUGUUCUAAGAGCCAAGUACAGCCAGUAGGGCAGGAGGAGGACCGUGCACACUGCGGGGAGCGAUGAGGGCGCAGGAGUACCUGGGAUAGCACGCACGGUAAGAAAUCCACUCUUGACAAAGGCUUCUCUCCCUGCUUUCCCACCAGCAUCUCAAGGUCACGGAUGCGGGGCACAAACCUCGCGUUCAUUCCUUAUCUGGGGGGGCAUCACACGGAGGAGGAUCGCCCCAUUAAUGGGGAGGGUGCUGGACCGGGUGGUGCCUCACACAGCAGUCUCCUCCAUGGAAAAAAUAUGAAGAUACACAUGACAUGUGUCUCUGGCAGAAAGCCAAGUAACUCUAGCAGAUUAAAAAUGGGGGUAACAGCUGGUCUUGUGCAACUUGGAAUAUGUUGCUCUACUUGAAGUAUUUGUCAUGACUUAUCCAGAACUCGUGCGUGUGUGUGUGUGUGUAAUUUUAACUACUGGUGAUCCUCCAUACAACUCAAACUUGUAAAACCAGCAAAAAUUGGUCAAAACCCCCUAGCAAUUCUAAAUAUUCCAAGUUAAAGCUCUUAAAGUACAACAAAGAAAUGACCUUUUGUAAAGAAGUAUCCCUGCGUAAGAUUGUUAACAGUAGAGAAUCCUAAACCAAAAGUGUACUACAACUGUUUAAAUAAGGUACAAUGUAUAAAUUAAUAAAUUGAAUGCAGUUAAUCUUUCUAGAAUACAUUUAUUGAAUAAAAAGCAUCAUUUAACUUUUAA
Messenger RNA from Falco peregrinus (peregrine falcon), 4459 nucleotides. RefSeq names its product raftlin family member 2 (gene RFTN2). The coding region runs from base 219 to 1742 and encodes 507 amino acids. The transcript is spliced from 10 exons. The record is from RefSeq and is a predicted model, not a curated record. NCBI's taxonomy places the organism in Eukaryota, Metazoa, Chordata, Aves, Falconiformes, Falconidae.